AGAAUGAACCAUUCAUGAUGGCGCGUAGCGAAUGUCAACAAAUAUUUUUUAUUUGACCAUUCAAUUAUACUUAGGCCUAUGUAACAACAAAGCCUUAUAGCUAACGUAAACGAGAAAUUCAUCAUACCAUCCAAUUGGUCAGCUGAUGUGGUAGGGCAUUUUUAAAUAUGACAGACCAAAAGCCAUUUGUGCUAACCUACAAGUCGGAUGAAAUAGACCGCUUGGCACACAGGGCAAUAGAUGGAGUUAGAAGUAACAAGAUCAGACCUGUUGACUAUGAAAAAUUAAAAAACAUUGCAGCUGAAAAGAAAUUCUCUGCACACAAAACUUUGUUGAAAGUCAAAAAAUUUGAGCAUUUAUCGAAACAGAAUAAAGAAAACAACCUUUUAAAACAGCAUAAAAUGGUGUGGCAGAAAGAGUUUAUCAAGUUGAAUAGUUUACGAAAACGUACUCAAGCUGAUAUUGAUAAUCAUAUAAGAACAAAUGCAGGUGAUACCGGUAUAUGUGCGCAGAUUUAUCAGGAGUUUGAAGACAACCAGUCUCGCUUGGAUUCCGACUUUGCAGCUUUUAAAAAAUCAACAACAGAACCUGUCUGGAACUUAAGGGAAGAUUUACAGUUUUGGAUGCAGGAGAAUUUGGCUGAUCUGAGACUUGGUGCACCGGAGACAGUAGAAAAACACAAGGAGAUCAGAUCAAUGGUAGACUCGGUAAAAACUCAACAACAACAAGUACUUGAGAGGUUAAAACAUGAGCAAAUCUGUUUAGAACAAGAAUUGAAACUUGGUGAGCAUGGUGAAUUUGGGAGUGCCAAUUUAUAUCGUAGACCCCAUAUUCAACAAGGGAUACCUGAGGAAGCCUUUGAUAUGGAGUGCCCGGACGAAGAUCUGAAAGCCAAUGUUUUAAAAGAAUUUAUAUACAUUGAUGAAAAGUAUCUGGAGCGGUUAAAUAAUCUAGAAGAAGAUCAUGAAUGGACUUUAAGUCACGGACAAUAUGGAGGAUGGAGUGAGUCUGACCAUACGCAUUUUGUUGUUAUAUAUGACCAGUAUACGUACGAUCUAGCCAACCGUAGGAUGUUGAUAUUUGACCGAAUAAAACGACAAGUACCCGGAAAAACCAGGGCCGACAUUGUAGAGCAUGAGUUCUGGUGGGACACUUACAAAUUUUUCAACCAGAGAAGUAAAGGUAUUAUGGCAGACUGGAAACGGGACAGGGAAGAACUUAUGGAGAAAGCAAGAGCCGUGUUCACUGAAGCCUGUGUAGCUCACGAGUUGGAGGAAGUUAAACUAGAAUAUACAAAGAAACAUGAAGCUUUGAGGGACGCCCUAUAUAACCAGGUUAAACAAUGGCGUGAGCACAAGAUGGAGGUACAAAAGAUACAAGAGGAGAUGUGGAAUCAACAAAGGGAGGAGAUUGAAAUGAAGGCCAAUGAACAGAAAGAGAAAGAAAGCAAAAGAAGAAAUGAGGAUAAGAAACAAAUAAAAGUUUUUCAACAUGAAAAAGAGGAGAAGAAAAGAUUGAGAGAAGAGGCAGACAAAAGGAGGCUUGAGGAAUUACAUAAAGCUUUAGCUGAACAAGCUGUAUUUGAUAAAGAAAGGAUCCAAUAUAGAGAGGAACAGAUACAAAGAAAGAUAGAAGAAAGGAAAUUUCUACAGGAAGAAAAAGAUCUAGAAGAGAGGGAGAAGGAAUAUAGACUAGAAAUGUUGAGGGAAAAGGUGAGAGUGGUGGCAGAGAGUAACCCUGACCGUUUGAUGUCACAGACACAAGCCUGGCAGGCCCGAUUGAAAGAAGACGAGACAGUAGAUAUUCAGAAACCGUUGUUUGAUGUACAUGGGUUCACUGCUACACAGGUUACCUCUGACAACCGAGUUAGACUAGAACAGAAAUUACGAGAGGCGGGAUUACACACAUCAAAUUAUGCUCGACAGAUAUUGAAACAGGUGGCUCCACCACAAGCUCCGAGACGCGAUAUGGUGUCGAAUGUUUUCAAAUAUGAUGAAAAGUGAAUAUCAUAAAAGUCUGUAAAAAUUUGAAUAUUUUAAAUUCGACACAGUGAAUGUUUUGAUGUCAACAAAAAGGGAAUACUUAUAUACUUAUCCUUGACAGUGUAGUGAACUUUUUUGAAUUACAUAAAAUUGGAAUAUUUGAAAUUCAAGGAAGUUCAAGAUUUUUUCAAAUGUGAAAAAAGUGAAUAUUUCAAG
Molecule: messenger RNA, 2198 nt
Organism: Ruditapes philippinarum (Manila clam)
Lineage: Eukaryota; Metazoa; Mollusca; Bivalvia; Venerida; Veneridae
Product: coiled-coil domain-containing protein 148-like
Exons: 12
Coding region: 168-2003 (611 amino acids)
Source: RefSeq, a predicted model, not a curated record